GUUAAGUUUUAUUGCGGCCGCUAGAGGUGGAUGCAAAAACUUGGUCCUGGCUGGGUGGUAUGGACUCAUUGGAUGGACAACAAGCUUCAACACAUUUUCCAAAAACGUUACGCGCUGUGGCAACGAGUGGCAACGGGUGCUAUUAUAUAGUCUAGUGAUUUCCUCGACAUCACUCAAAGGGGCUGUUAUCUUUCUAUUCAAUGAAGGUGUUGGGGUUUUUCGACUUUUAUGGGCGUACCUGCAUGCUAUUGUGUAUAAGUGGAGUUAAAGUGCGAGAGAAUGUCACAAUUCCACAUUUGAUGCGUCUACUUUGAAACAUGUGACAGUGAGACAUUGGAUUUAAGCGGAGGACUCGAGAAAACUUGCUGCAUGUCUGGAACUGGGACCUCACGCCGAAGAGAAGGGACAGCUCCACAACAUAGAUUGAUGUGAGACUUCAAAGAACAUCAUUGCAGGCAGGCGUUCUCCUAAAAAGUGAUGUGACAUAGUAACCUGUAUGUUAUCCUGCAAGAAAACAUUCAGAAAUUGUGAUAUUUGUAUUAAAAUGGAGAUCAAUUUUAUACACGAGUAACAACUGUAUACCUGUGUAACAUCAUCAUCAAACACAUCAUUGUAAGAUGAGAGCCUUCAUUCCUUUGAACCGGGCCACAUUUGGACUUUUAUGGAGCUGCUUGAGUUUUCUACACUGGGUUCAUUGUGGUUUAGGCGACAACCAUGUGCAUUCUAGUUUUAUUUACAGGAGAUUGCGUAACCAUGAACGGAGAGAGAUUCAAAGAGAGAUUCUCUCUAUUUUGGGUUUACCACAUCGUCCAAGGCCCUUUUCCCCAGGAAAACAAGCAUCCUCAGCACCCCUGUUCAUGCUUGACCUGUACAAUGCCAUGACUACUGAGGAGGAAGAAGGAUUGGGAAUACAAGAGGUUACAGGGAAAGGAUUCAGCGGGAAGGCUCAUGGAAACUCGCGUAAAGGGAACUACGGCUAUCCACAGGGAUACACUCGUGUGGCGCAACCUUACCGCGCGGCCCCUCUGACGAGCCAAAUCCCUCCACUCACUACAUCUCACGACACCAACUUUCUCAACGAUGCUGAUAUGAUUAUGAGCUUUGUCAACUUAGUGGAGAAAGACAAAGAUUUCUCCCAUCAGCGGAGACACUACAAGGAGUUUCGUUUCGACCUGACUCAGAUCCCAGAGGGAGAGGCGGUGACUGCUGCUGAGUUUCGGAUCUAUAAAGAUGGCAGUCAUGCCCGCUAUGAGAACAUUACCCUGAAGGUCACCAUCUACCAGGUCAUCAAGGAAUAUCAAAACAAGGAUGCAGAGACAUUCUUGUUGGAUUCCAAAAAGAUCAAGGCCUCUGAUGGGGGCUGGCUAGUCUUUGACAUCACAGCCACUAGUAACCACUGGGUGCUGAACCCACUACAGAACAUGGGUCUGCAGCUCUCUGUGGAGACUUUGGAUGGACGGAGUAUAAACAUGAAGUCUGCUGGCAUCGUUGGAAGGAAUGGGCCACAAUCCAAACAGCCAUUCCUAGUGUCAUUCUUCAAGGCCAGUGAAGUSUUGUUGCGCUCUGUCAGGGCUGCUGGUGGAAAGAGAAAGAACCACAACCGCAACAAAUCAGGUGGUCAACAGGAAUCACCACGGGCACCCAAAAGUGGAGAUCAUAACACCAGUGAGCAAAAACAAGCCUGCAAGAAGCAUGAACUUUACGUCAGCUUCCGAGACUUAGGAUGGCAGGACUGGAUUAUUGCCCCGGAAGGUUAUGCUGCUUUUUACUGCGAUGGGGAAUGUUCCUUUCCACUCAAUGCACAUAUGAAUGCGACAAAUCACGCCAUUGUGCAAACCCUGGUCCAUCUGAUGUUCCCUGACAAUGUGCCAAAGCCAUGCUGUGCACCGACCAAGCUGAACGCUAUAUCUGUGCUUUACUUUGAUGACAGCUCAAAUGUCAUCCUCAAGAAAUACAGAAACAUGGUUGUUAGGUCAUGUGGUUGCCAUUAAUGGGCAAGCAGGAUUGUAUUUCAGAUAUGUGGUAUUGCUGGAAAAGUUCAUAUCAAUAUAGAUAGAUCUGAAUUUGUGUUGUGCUGUACAGUAUUAUGUAUAUAUUAGUUUUAUUAACUUAUUUAUUUCCACCUAUUUUUGUGAUAACACUCAAUAUUGUACAAUGAAUAUUAGUCCAUGUAUAUUUGACAUCACUUAGCACUCUCUCCUAUAGGCCAUAGCGAACAUAUACAAUUACAUUGUAAUAGUUAUAGCAUUUCAUUGUACAUCUUAGUAAAAGGAAACCUCUCUCUACAAUAUCAAUCUAUUGGAUCUUAUUGUUUAUUGGAUACGGCUCAACAAAGUAUACCAGUUUUUCCAAAAUAUUGCUUUAUUCAAGCAAACCUAUAUCACUGUUUUUCAAACUGUUACAUUGGAUUUCAUUUUCAAACCAUUGUUUUAAACCAUUAUAACCACUCAAAAAAGGUUUACAUAUUGCUGCUACAGUUAAAUGAGGUCAUAUUUUAGGACAUACCAGUUGAAAAUGUUUUGUGUAGCUAUCUUACUUAGAUAUAGUGUCAAUUAUUGCAUCAACAUUGGAUUAUUAUGGUUUUAUAAGCACAUUGUAUGUAGCCUAUACUAGCUUACGUGUAUGCAACUUGCAACACUCUCUUUGAUUUCUCCUUCAGAUGUGUUAAAAGCAGAAUCUGUAUUCAGGUAAUUUGAGUAACAGCCUGGCACAACAUUAAUCACAUUAAAGGUAUGAUGUAAAUUAAGUAUUUCAAAUAGGACUCCUUGAAUAACACUCUAGGGUUUUUCCUCUGGCCUUGACGAUAACCAUGUUUACACUGUACACAGGCUUCAAACAGUCUAUCAUAAAAUAUAUAGUUAGACUUCUGGCUAUAAAAUAUAUGUAUAUAUCAUGUUUUCUAUCAAAUAAGUUAUGCUGAAAGGUACUUCCUCUACGUCAAAUAUGUCAUACAUUCUGUUGAAUAUAUCUUUCCAUAGCAUUUACUGAAAAAACAUGAGGACUGGCCUGCUAUAUUCUCAGACCCAGGAAAUGUCAUAGUUCAGUAACAGUCUAUUGUAGGAAUAUAUGAGAACUAGACAAAAAUUGUGGAGUAGCUCCCUAAAAACGUACUUUACGGCCAGUAUAUAUUUUCAUUUUACAUACUCAAUACGUAAUGAAUGAAAUUACCCUAAGAAAAUACAUUGUUUGCCCAAUUGUGGUUAUAUCACUGUUAUUUUUGUAUUAUUAUGGAUAUUAUGUUAUUGUUGUCAUGUUGUUAUGCUUCAUAAUAAUUUGAGUAAUAUAUGUUUGAGAAAAGUACACGUUAUUGUAUUAUUAGAGUGUGGCUUAUAUAUUAUUAAAUGAUUUUUUGGAAAAUA
Molecule: messenger RNA, 3359 nt
Organism: Salvelinus sp. IW2-2015
Lineage: Eukaryota; Metazoa; Chordata; Actinopteri; Salmoniformes; Salmonidae
Product: bone morphogenetic protein 5
Cellular component (GO): extracellular region
Molecular function (GO): cytokine activity; growth factor activity
Source: RefSeq, a predicted model, not a curated record